This is a messenger RNA of Peronospora matthiolae, 807 nucleotides long. The record is from the annotation of a GenBank genome assembly. NCBI's taxonomy places the organism in Eukaryota, Oomycota, Peronosporomycetes, Peronosporales, Peronosporaceae.
AUGAAGUUCAUCGCUUCAAUCUCCGCUGUCAUCAUGACUGGUGCCUUCACCGCUUCCGCCGACGUCGCCACUGGUCCUAACUGGGGAUACCGUGCUAGUGACACCAGUAUGGUGCAUACCUCCAAUUGGAACACCAACUGGGCGGCAUGCGGUGGUGCCCGUCAGUCUCCCAUCAACGUCGUCACGACCGCCAAGUCCGGAAAGGGCAAAAAGCUUCCGCUUAAAUUUAGCGGACGCUGUGGUCAGUUUAAUCUGACUGAGCCCCACGAACCGCUUGAGGUGGACGUUGCGGGAGGCAACUGUACUGUUUCGUUGAACAACAAGAAUUUCAAGCUGGCGCAGUUUCACCUGCACGCUCCAUUGGAGCACACCUUGGACAACAAACACAUGGACGGCGAAAUCCACUUCGUGCAUGUGUCCGAUGACGGCAAGGCACUACUGGUGGUGGGCAUCUUUAUCCAGAUUGGCCCGAAAUCGGAUAGUUGGUUGGGCCCUGUCUUGGAUGCUCUGGAGCUGGUUAAUUCCACCACUCAUUCCAAGGCAAUCGUGGUGAAUCUGAAAUCUUAUUCGACGAUGGUGCGGAAGGCUGCAUCGGUAGGUGGCAUCUACAACUACGCAGGCAGUCUCACGACCCCGGGUUGCGAAGAGAAUGCUGACUGGUGGGUGGUGCAAAACCCGAUCAAGAUCUCUUCGAUCGACUUUGGCCGUCUUCACCAGGACUUGGUUGAGUACCACAUCACUGACGACGGUGACAACGCUCGCCCGGUGCAGCCUCUCAAUGGCCGCGUGGUCACUCGCUACAACUGA